Messenger RNA from Glycine soja, 3734 nucleotides. RefSeq names its product serine/threonine-protein phosphatase 4 regulatory subunit 3-like. Gene Ontology annotation, molecular function: protein phosphatase activator activity. The record is from RefSeq and is a predicted model, not a curated record. The transcript is spliced from 24 exons. Gene Ontology annotation, biological process: protein dephosphorylation. Gene Ontology annotation, cellular component: nucleoplasm; protein phosphatase 4 complex. NCBI's taxonomy places the organism in Eukaryota, Viridiplantae, Streptophyta, Magnoliopsida, Fabales, Fabaceae. The coding region runs from base 413 to 3055 and encodes 880 amino acids.
UCCAAUGUGAUCAAAAUGCGACAGAAAGAAGCGCGCAAUCGCACGGAUCGCACUGAAGUGUAUGGCCCAUUCGUGAUUUUCCGGAACCUCCAGGGGCAUUAAUGCGAAUCCACAUCAUUAAUUCAAUGCGUUAAUAGUUUUCUACUUCUCGUUUUGCUUAAUCGAAGGUCUUGGACAGAGAAAAAAUAUUAAAGGGGGGAGAGAGAGAGAGAGAGAGAGAGAAGAGGGAGAGGAGUGAAAGUUCACGCACGCUGCUAUGUUGAUGGCGGUUAGGGUUUCCUGUUGAUCCCGCAAAACUUACUUCCUUUGCUGCAAUUGUUUUUUACUUUCAUCCUCCUUCUCCUCAAAACCCUAAUUCGAAGCCCCCCAAAAUUGAGUGUGCCCGUUGUUGCUUCAAUUUCGAGGAUUUGCGAUGGGAGCGCCGGAGAAAUCACAACCUAACACUAAUUCGAUGCAGCGUGUCAAGGUAUAUCGUCUGAAUGAUGAUGGGAAAUGGGAUGACCAGGGUACUGGACAUGUCUCUGUUGAUUAUUUAGAGCGAUCAGAAGAGCUGGGCUUAUUUGUUUAUGAUGAAGAGGAUAAUGAGAACAUACUUUUGCAUCGCAUCAGUUCUGAUGAUAUAUAUAGGAAACAAGAAGAUACAAUCAUCUCAUGGAGAGAUCCAGAAUAUGCUACAGAACUGGCACUUAGCUUUCAAGAGCCUAGUGGCUGCUCUUACAUAUGGGACAAUAUUUGCAAUGUCCAGAGGAAUAUGCAUUUUAAUACAUUAAAUAGUGAGCCAUUUCACAGUGUAAACAGUGAGCCAAGGGAGUUGCCUGCUGUUGAGCUAUCAACACUUCCUUUGAUUCUAAAGACUGUGGUUGACAGUGGCUUUGCAGAUCAGUUGCGGCUUACAGAACUAAUAUUAAGUGAUCAAGAGUUUUUUCGGAAGCUGAUGGAAGUAUUCAGAAUGUGUGAAGACUUGGAAAAUAUUGAUGGCCUUCACAUGAUUUUCAAAAUAGUCAAAGGGAUUGUUCUGCUAAAUAGUCCAGCGAUUUUUGAGAGAAUUUUUAGUGAUGACUUUAUAGUGGACAUUAUUGGUGCCUUCGAGUAUGAUCCAGAGGUUCCUUGUGUUCAACAUCAUCGUAAAUUCUUAAAGGAGCAUGUUGUUUUUAAGGAGGCGAUACCUAUAAAAGAUCCCGUUGUGUUGUCAAAGAUACAUCAGACAUAUAGAGUUGGUUUUUUGAAGGAUGUUGUUCUGGCGAGAGUCUUGGAUGAGGGUAUUGGUGCAAAUCUUAACUCCAUAAUACAUUCAAACAAUGCCCAUGUUGUCUCUUUGUUGAAGGAUGACAGUACAUUUAUCCAGGAGUUGUUUGCUAGGCUAAAAUCGCCCACCACCUCUCAAGAAUCAAAGAAGAACUUGGUUUAUUUCUUACACGAGUUUUGUAGUUUGAGCAAGAGCUUGCAGAUGGUCCAGCAGCUUCGGCUUUUUAGGGAACUAAUGAACGAAGGCAUCUUUGAUGUUGUCACCAAUGUUUUGCAAAGUCAAGACAAGAAGCUUGUGUUAACUGGAACAGAUAUCCUCAUUCUUUUCUUGAAUCAAGAUCCUAAUCUUCUGCGAUCCUAUUUUGUUCGACUGGAAGGAUUUGCUCUUCUAGGACUUUUGGUUAAAGGAAUGUUAACAGAUUUUGGAGAGAACAUGCACUGCCAGUUUCUUGAAAUUCUUCGCAAUUUAUUGGACUCAUGCACAUUGUCUGGACCACAGAGGGACACUAUUAUUGACAUAUUCUUUGAGAGGCAUUUGGGGCAAUUGAUUGAGGUUAUAACAGCAUCUUGUCCUUCAGAAAAUACUGCUGAUGCAAAUGGCAAAUCAAUAGGUCCUGGACGAAGAAUUCAGUGUCAGAGUGGAACAAAGCCGGAGAUACUAUCAAACAUAUGUGAAUUAUUAUGCUUUUGUGUCCUACAUCAUCCAUACAGAAUAAAGUGCAACUUUCUUCUUAAUAAUGUGAUUGAAAAAAUAUUGCUAUUGACACGGAGAGCAGAAAGAUACUUGGUUGUUGGUGCUGUCCGGUUCGUUCGAACUAUUCUCUCUCGCCAUGAUGAGCAUCUGAUAAAUUAUUUUGUUAGGAAUAAUGUUCUGAAGCCAAUUAUUGAUGUCUUUGUUUCUAAUGGCAAUCGCUACAAUCUGCUCCAUUCUGCUGUUCUGGAACUUUUUGAGUUUAUUCGGAAGGAAAAUCUGAAAUUAUUGCUGAGAUACAUAGUCGAUUCUUUUUGGGACCAGCUGGUGAAAUUUGAGAAUUUGGCUUCAAUUCACUCACUGAAAGUUAAAUAUGAGCAGUGUUUGGAUAAUGGUGGGACAAAUGAUGAUGCCACUACUGCAGUGGACCUUCGAAGAAGAAAUGAUGAGCGUGCUCUGGAGAGAGAAGAAGAACGGUACUUUAAUGAGGACAGUGACGAGGAGGAUACUGCUUCUGUUCCACGUAAUCUGAAAGGACACCAGCAACCUAAUCUAUCCAAUGGAGUUGCUGCAAGCUAUUCACAGUUAAGUCCAAGGUCGCUGGUUGAUUAUGAGGAUGAUGAGGAUGAUGAAGAUUACAAGCCACCGCCAAGGAAGCAGCCAGAAACUUCUGAGGAAGAUGACGGGAUAAUGGAGUCUCUUGGGCUGAAGAGGAAAUUACCUUCAAAAGAUAAGGAGCCUGAACUUGUGAAGAAACAGAAGUUAUCGAAGAAUUCUAAAUCUAAAGAUAGUGUUUUUGCUGCCUUGUGUUCAACAUUGAGCCAAGCUGUGCUACCCAGUAAGAAAACAUCAAUCAGCAUUCCUUCCUGUGCUCGAACAGAUGGGAGGAUGAGCUCAAGCGAAGAUAAUCAGGGGGAUGUACAAAAUAUUUCUAGAAGCAGCAGUUCCAAUAAUAGCAACAUUGCAGCAGAAGACAAUCACGUAGAGAAAGAAGGUGAAGCCUCUAGAAGCUUUUCUGAUUGCUUGCAUGCAAAAUCAGAUAGCAUACAAUUGGGUGGAGAAGAACGUCCAUUGGUUGCCCCAAAAUCCUCACCAGAGAUGGCUGUAAAUGGAUCUUAAGCUUUCAGAAUCAUAUGCAGGAAGACAGAUUAUUUGUUUUAUUUGACGUAUAGAUUUGCUGGUGGGUUAGUGGUUCUGACUACAUAAAUAGAGCUUUGAGACGAAGGAAAUUUACCUACAAGGGGGUAAAUUCUGCUUAUGCGUUGCAUCGAGGACGUGGGAAUACUGUACAGUGCCACUAAGAGGCGGGAAGAUAUUAUUAAUACAGCAACGUGGGUGGAUCUGGCUCCUAUUCUUCAGUUUGCUAUUUUGGGCUUGAGCUUAGUAUUUGUUUUUGUAUGACAUUCCUGAAAAAUAAUUCUGUGUUUUCCCCUGCUCCAAAAAUUUACCUCUUCCAGCUCAUUUAUUUGCAAAGUUUCCGCCAGAAUGUCCAAGUGCGGGUGAGGGGUUAUCAUUCAUGUUAUAUAAUAUUAUUUACCCUUCUCAGUAUUUGAACUUCGUGAUAGAGGGCGCCAAUAUCUUGCCCUACACAGGUUUUCCGUGUGUUUUUUCCCCCUUUCUUUUUUCGGUGGUGGGAUGUGUUGGUAGGAAAACGUGCAGUGAGUAUCUAAGGCCCAUUUUUCACUAAUGUAGGGAAUCAUCAGCCGUUGUAAAUCUGUAUUAAACUGUUGAGUAUUGCAAAGAACUCUUAUGCAGUUUUUCCAUACCGCAACUGUAUUCACAAUAUUGUUGUUUGUUA